AUGCAUCGCACCGUCCGUCGCCACCUCUUGUUGCUCGGUCUCUGGCCCUCGUUGCUCGACGCGGCAGUGCACGUUGCGUGGAAGCUACAGCUCUUCAGCAUCGCGCUCCUGCACUUGCUCUUCUCGAGCGACAAGCAGUGGCUGCUGCAACAACAGACGCCGUCAACAAGCGCAGCACCGACGACCGAAGCCGUUCCUUCACCAGUGAUAGUACCAGUGGAUGCCGCAGCACUCGAGCAGCCGACUGCGCUGGUGACAAAGUCCCGACGCAUUGUCUUUGUCCGCCACGCCGAGUCCGAGUGGAACGUCGUGUUCAACUCGGGCUUCAAUCUGCGUGCGCUCGCGCGGCUCGUGCGUGCCGUACUGCGCGAGUGGCUGCUGCUACCCACCGGUGACUCGGUGUUCCUCGACUCCCCACUGAGUCGACGCGGUCGCUUCCAGGCACAACAGCUCAAGGAGUACGCGGGGGACGAAUCGCUCGAAGGAGGCCGUCUGGGCGGUCGAGCAGCACCAGUGCCAGGCACAGGAGAGGUGGCAGUGGACGAAGGAGUCUGUGACUCGCCGCAUCCGACGGACGAGAGCGCGUGGCUGCACUACUUGUGCUGUCCGUUGCCUGGCAGCGUCGUGGCCACGUCGAAUUUGCGGCGCUCGAUCGACACGGCGCGCAUUGCAUCGGCGCCGAGGCUCGAGGUGCCUGGCGAGAGAAUCCACGUGCUGUCGUGUCUGCAGGAGAUUGGCCGCAACGUGGAUACUCUGGCCAUCAGUCAGCCGCACUCAGUGCAGCCGCGGGAGGUGCUUGUGAAGGCGCCACGUGGAGAGAAGCGACACGACGAGUUGUUUAACGUGGCCGAGAGUCACGGGAACAAGGCGGUGCUGGGCAGCGGACGUGACCGUCUACUGACGUUUGCGCAGUGGCUCUUUAAGCAGCCCAACGACGUGGCCAUCGUGUAUGGACACUCGCUGUGGCUCCGUGCUUUCUGUCGCGAGUUUUUCCCUCGUCAUGUGCCUCAUGAAGCCAAGUCGGCCACGACGCGCAAUUGUGGCGUAGUGACGUUUGUCUUGGAAGAGCAUAGCAGAGGCGGAGGCGAGACCCCGCAGUAUACUAUCCAACCCGAGAGCUUCCGAAACCUCGUUUGA
This is a messenger RNA of Hyaloperonospora brassicae, 1137 nucleotides long. NCBI's taxonomy places the organism in Eukaryota, Oomycota, Peronosporomycetes, Peronosporales, Peronosporaceae. The record is from the annotation of a GenBank genome assembly.